CAUGGCGGCGUGCACACGGAGGACAGUUGCAGCUGUAAGGAUGUUUAAACAUGUACGACUUCAGAAUGAACGCCUGUUCUCGUCAUCCAAAGUGCUUUGUGCUGAUCCUCCCAAAUUCACUCCUCCAACCAAACCAGUAAUUGUGGACAAAUCCAGACCUGACGUUGCAAGUCGACGAUUUCUGAGUCCAGAGUUCAUUCCUCCUCGCCAGCGCACAACCCCCCUAAAAUUUGCCCUUGAACGCAAAGACAUGAUACAGAGACGCAAAGUCCUCAGCAUUCCUGAGUUCUACGUGGGCAGCAUCAUGGCGGUCACCACAUCAGAUCCUUAUGCAUCCAACAACACAAACCGCUUUGUGGGCAUCUGUAUCCAGCGCUCUGGCAAAGGACUCGGUGCCACCUUCAUCCUUAGAAACAUUGUUGAUGGCCAAGGUGUGGAGAUCUGUUAUGAGCUGUAUAAUCCACGUGUGAAGCACAUUGAGCUGUUAAAGCUGGAGAAAAGACUCGAUGAUAACCUCAUGUACUUGAGAGACGCUCUGCCAGAAUUCUCCACCUUCGACUUCAAUAUGAAACCCGUCCAACUCUCUUCGACACAAGAGGUUCCUGUUAAUGAGAUGAAGGUAAAGAUGAAGCCACGCCCAUGGUCCAAGCGCUGGGAGCGUCCCAAGUUUAACAUCCAGGGCAUCCGCUUUGACCUGUGUCUGACACCUGAGCAGAUGGAGCACGCUCAGAAGUGGGCUCAGCCGUGGCGGCAGUACGACAUGCUAAAGGAGUACGACACCUCCGCACUGGAGAAGCAGAUAUACCAGGAAGUGGAGAAGGAGCUCAGCAAGUGAGCCACCCAUUAUGUCAGUCUCCAUGCCAGGACAACACAGACCAUCAUGGGUGUCUGUAAUAUCUGGACUCUGUUAAGUCUGGAGCUCUGAUGUAUCAUGUAUUGAUUGCUGAAGUUGUGGUUUGUCGCUGUACAGUUUGUCAUGUGUAGAUUUGUCAUUAAUUGAAGUAAAAACCAUAAUUAAAUUAAUAAAGUGAAUCUGUUUAUACACUG
Trichomycterus rosablanca is the source of this 1047-nucleotide messenger RNA. It is a transcript of the gene mrpl19, whose product is annotated as mitochondrial ribosomal protein L19. The coding region runs from base 2 to 835 and encodes 277 amino acids. NCBI's taxonomy places the organism in Eukaryota, Metazoa, Chordata, Actinopteri, Siluriformes, Trichomycteridae. Gene Ontology annotation, biological process: translation. Gene Ontology annotation, molecular function: structural constituent of ribosome. The transcript is spliced from 6 exons. The record is from RefSeq and is a predicted model, not a curated record. Gene Ontology annotation, cellular component: mitochondrial large ribosomal subunit; ribosome.